This is a messenger RNA of Symbiodinium pilosum, 696 nucleotides long. The record is from the annotation of a GenBank genome assembly. NCBI's taxonomy places the organism in Eukaryota, Dinophyceae, Suessiales, Symbiodiniaceae.
AUGCCCCAUCACAAAUCGGAGCCAAAGUUUGAGAAACGCUCCAACUUCAAUGAGAUCAACGAGAUAUGCGAGCUGAAGAACUGCAACAAUGUGGUCUUCUUUGAAGCUCGCAAAAGAGAAGACUUGUAUUUAUGGGUUGGAAGAGUCCCUUCUGGUCCGACGUUCAAGUUUCAGGUGCUAAACAUCCACACCACGCAAGAAGUUCGGCUGGCUGGAAACUGCUUACUUGGUUCCCGUCCAAUCUUGUACUUUGACAAAAGCUUCAAUGAGGUGUCAUACCUCAAGCUUGUCAAAGGCCUAUUCACCCAGGUUUUCGGCACUCCCCGAAACCACCCGAAGAGCAAACCGUUCCAUGAUCACAUCAUGUGCUUCUACUGGUUAGACAAGAAGAUUUGGUUCAGACACUACCAAAUCUCACCCGAAACACCAGAUGAUAGUAACAAGCCCGAGAAGCAGGUGCUCACCGAGAUUGGACCUCGGUUCGUGCUGGACCCGAUCCGGAUCUUGGGAGGAAGCUUCAACGGACAAACGCUGUUUUUGAACCCGCACUACAUGUCGCCGACAGCUUUACGCGUUCAGGCAAGAAAGCUGCUGAAGAAUCCUUACGUGAAGAAGCUGAAUGAGAAAGCGGAGAGAGAGGAGCGCAAGAAGGCAAACCAGUUGCCUGAAGAUCCCAUAGACGACACCUUUGAGUGA